AUGCCGCUACCAGACCUGCUCAAGACGCUCUCUUCCAAAGGUGGUCUUCCCAUGCGAGAUGCCAUGGCGGUUGCAGGCAAGCUCAUCAACGCUCGAGCUAAUACCCCGUCAGCGCUGGCACAUGUGUCGCUCAUCAUGCUACAAGACAUCGGUGUAGAGUCUGAAGAGCAUCGCAAACGUACUGUUCUUGCAUUCAAAGGGAAAAAAGCCGCUGGGAUCAUACCCACUUCCGCCGGUGCAGGAGGAACAAGCGCAGCUGGGCUAGCUCCCGAUUUUGGCGCGUACCGCAAACGCCGUCGUAUGGCAGAUGACGACGAAACACUCAGUCGAGAAUACGGAAAUAUCACUGCACCACCAGACGAGCGUCCUGGCUCGUCUCGUCGACCCAAACUGGAAACCGAAUACACGUUCAACGAGAUCCUGGACCAAUCCCUCUUGAGCGGUAGAUACGCCGUCGUCAACCGUGCACCCGUCAUGACCGUCUGGGCCACCAUACUGCUCGAAAAACUCAACUUCUCUCGCCCAGAAGCACUCAGCCUAGCACACUGCUACGUCAACUACACAAGCACCAUGCGCGGUAUCAGCCUCGGUAUCAUCCCCGCAGCGGAAAAGGAACGCACGGUACACAUCGUCGGACCCAACCAACCGCAUUUCGAACUGAUGGGCGUCAAGAUCCCCGUCAUGCAGAUGCAAGAUGGCUCGUACCGGGGUAUCAGUGCUGGAGACGUGGUGGGUCCGGAGAAAGCUUUCAACUACAUGAGGAGGUCGAUGGCUCAGACGCUGUCUAGUGUGGUGGGUGCGCUAAUCUUGUUGGCUGAUAGCUUCAUGGAGCCGAUCGAGACGAAAGAGGAAGAUGGCGAUGGUGAAGCGGUUCAGUACGGCGCGGAGUUUCUCAACUCGCGUGGGUACGAUCUGUACGCCGAAUUCCGACCGUCGACGUCGGGAGAGUGGGGUAAGAAGGGAAGGCUGUGGUACGACAAGGUGCUGGCCUUGCGGCGUGGCUGCGAAUCGGACUGGAUCGAAUGGAAGCAGAAAGAGGCACGACUGGAACAGGACGGCCCAAUAGAGGAAGACUGGAGCGAAGACGUCGAACGGUUGGUUCAGGAGGAGCUGGACAAGGAGCAGAAGCUAAAGGAAGAGGUAGGGAGCUGA
Messenger RNA from Pseudozyma hubeiensis SY62, 1152 nucleotides. RefSeq lists its product as hypothetical. The record is from RefSeq and is a predicted model, not a curated record. The transcript has a single exon. Bases 1 to 1152 code for a protein of 383 amino acids. NCBI's taxonomy places the organism in Eukaryota, Fungi, Basidiomycota, Ustilaginomycetes, Ustilaginales, Ustilaginaceae.